Messenger RNA from Kluyveromyces marxianus DMKU3-1042, 825 nucleotides. RefSeq names its product Pet8p (gene PET8). The record is from RefSeq and is a predicted model, not a curated record. Gene Ontology annotation, molecular function: S-adenosyl-L-methionine transmembrane transporter activity. Lineage: Eukaryota; Fungi; Ascomycota; Saccharomycetes; Saccharomycetales; Saccharomycetaceae. The coding region runs from base 1 to 825 and encodes 274 amino acids. The transcript has a single exon. Gene Ontology annotation, cellular component: mitochondrial inner membrane.
AUGGACUCGCAUAUGUUUAUUGCAUCAUUGGUGAGCGGUGCCGCUGCUGGAACCUCCACAGAUCUUGCAUUUUUCCCAAUUGAUACUUUGAAGACAAGGCUUCAGGCAAAGGGCGGGUUUUUCGCGAACGGUGGGUACAAAGGUGUAUACCGUGGGCUUGGAAGCGCAGUUGUUGCGAGUGCGCCAAGCGCGUCGCUUUUCUUUGUUGCUUACGACUCCAUGAAGUGCUGGUCUCGUCCAAUUAUCGGGAGGAUGUUGCCGGAGGGCGAUGAACAGUUGGCAGACACAGUUUCGCAUAUGUUUUCGAGCAGUGUUGGUGAGAUUUCUGCGUGUAUGGUGCGUGUACCAGCGGAGGUGAUCAAGCAGCGAACACAAACACACAAGACGAAUUCGUCGUGGCAGACUUUACAGGAGUUACUCCGGAAUGAGAAUGGGGAAGGUUUGAGGAGAAAUCUGUAUCGUGGCUGGUCCACCACUAUAAUGAGAGAGAUUCCGUUUACGUGCAUUCAGUUCCCACUUUACGAGUACCUAAAGAAGAAGUGGGCGCAAGUGCAAGGCAAGGAUCAUGCGGCUCCAUGGCAGGGGUCUGUAUGCGGGUGCAUUGCGGGUGGUAUUGCCGCUGCAGCUACUACGCCCCUUGACGUCUUGAAAACGAGAAUCAUGUUGCAUCACAAGUCUGUUUCAGCGCUGCAUUUGGCUAGGAACAUGCUGAAGGAAGAGGGUGUUUCUGUGUUCUUCCGUGGUGUCGGACCUAGAACGAUGUGGAUCAGUGCCGGUGGUGCCAUUUUCUUGGGUGUCUAUGAAACCGUGCACUCACUAUUUUAG